AUGGAGUACCCUGGAGGGCGCUGGGAGCAAGAGAAUUUUAAUUUAAGCCCGAGUAAUAUAUUGGCGUCCAUGAAAAGGGCUGAUCCGGAGAACAAAUCGUGUCAGAAACAAGUUUACAAUGCUGUCAGUAAGGUGCGUGCCCAGAAAAGAGAAGGUCGGACCCCGAUGAAUAAUUUCAUCCAUUUACUCAGGCAAUUGAACUACAUGUACGACGUUCGGACUGCUGAUGAAUCUUCCGAACUUGGAGAUAUUGUUUUCUGCCACCCGGCUUCUUUUGUGAUGGUGAAUGCAUAUCCGGAAGUCAUGAUGAUUGAUUGUACGUACAACACCAAUGAGUAUGACAUGCCUCUACUAGAAGUGGUCGGUGCAACAAGUACGGACAAAACGUUCACUAUCGCCUACGCAUUCAUGCGAAAUGAGAGACAAGAAAACUACAGGUUUGUGUUACAGUUUAUCCGUACUUUGUUCGUUAGCCAAGUGACACCUAAUGUCAUUGUAACAGACCGAGAUUACGCCUUGAUGCAUGCUGUCGAGUAUGUUUUCCCGGAAUCCAGGCAUCAUUUGUGUCGCCGUCACAUUGAGCAAUGCGUGCUACAACGAGCACUGCAGCAACCUGGUUUUUUAAAAGAGGCGGCAGAAGGAUUUAAAUUUCGUUGGAAUUGGGCGAUAAGUGCACCGACCAUAGAUGACUUUAAUGAUAGAUGGGGACGUCUGGCAGCACAUUACUCGAGUUGGGGAGCAUUGCUGAACUACUGCAUUGACACAUGGAUUAGUCUGCAUUCCCAAAAAAUCCUGUCAGCUUACAUCGACCAUUAUUUUCACUUCGGAAGCUACACAACAAAUAGGGUCGAAGGAGAAGAUCAUCGCGUCAAACGACAUUUAGAUGGUGGUCGGUACACAUUCGAUACCAUACUGGAGAAACUUCACAAGGUGAUGGAAGGCCAAAUCUGUGAGAUUAAGAAAGUAGCGAGAGUUAACGCUACUAAAUCCAACACAGACACCCUUGGAGAUACGUUGUUUGUUAAUCUGAACAGAUCAAUCACGUUUAAAGCAUUCGGCCUCAUAAGGAAAGAAAUGCAAGUUUUACAAGAAAUGGGUCAGGAUCCAACAACGUGUGAUAUUCAGUUUCUAAUAUUUCCUAAUGAUGCCGCGGAUGGAUCCCCGACUCCACCAAAUCCAGUGAGGAGGGCGUUGUUCGAAGAAGUCCCUGAUAUUACUGCACCUCCUACUGCUAAAAAGAAAACCAAGGGUAAAAAGCUCUCUAGUCUCCGUGUACCUUCGGCGUGGGAGAGGGUUGUGAAACAAGAAAACCAAGGGUAA
Molecule: messenger RNA, 1320 nt
Organism: Asparagus officinalis (garden asparagus)
Lineage: Eukaryota; Viridiplantae; Streptophyta; Magnoliopsida; Asparagales; Asparagaceae
Product: protein FAR1-RELATED SEQUENCE 5-like
Exons: 5
Coding region: 1-1320 (439 amino acids)
Biological process (GO): regulation of DNA-templated transcription
Source: RefSeq, a predicted model, not a curated record